Messenger RNA from Haliotis rubra (blacklip abalone), 432 nucleotides. Its product is annotated as ankyrin repeat and SAM domain-containing protein 6-like. The record is from RefSeq and is a predicted model, not a curated record. Lineage: Eukaryota; Metazoa; Mollusca; Gastropoda; Lepetellida; Haliotidae. Gene Ontology annotation, molecular function: protein binding. The transcript has a single exon. The coding region runs from base 1 to 432 and encodes 143 amino acids.
AUGAUUUGUUCACUCUCGCCCUUGAAGGAGUAUGGUCAAUAUGUGAAGAAGCACACUUCUUGGACUAUGCUGAUGAGAUCCUCAGUGACAGGAUCUUUUGAAAUGUUGAAAGUUUGCCAUGACAAUAGUCCUGAGUUGGUUCAGACAGACCAGUAUGGAGACAGUCUGCUUCAUCUGGCCUGUCGAGGAGGCAACAGGAAAUGUGUGGAGUGCCUGCUCCCGUCCUAUGACAACAAUGUCCGAGGUCGGUAUCACUGGACACCGGUGAUGAUGGCGGCUGUGUGUGGACAUGGGGAUGUCUUCCAGCUACUGGUGGACCACAAGGCAGAUCUUUCCCUGCUCUCAGAUACAAGAGAAUGCAUCCUUACUCUGGCUCAGAGAGGGCAAAGCUAUGACAUUGUGGAAUACCUGAGGAAUAUGUCAGGAAAUUAA